Thamnophis elegans (Western terrestrial garter snake) is the source of this 1156-nucleotide messenger RNA. It is a transcript of the gene TMEM198, whose product is annotated as transmembrane protein 198. Gene Ontology annotation, cellular component: cytoplasmic vesicle; plasma membrane. The record is from RefSeq and is a predicted model, not a curated record. Bases 17 to 1090 code for a protein of 357 amino acids. Gene Ontology annotation, biological process: positive regulation of canonical Wnt signaling pathway. Lineage: Eukaryota; Metazoa; Chordata; Lepidosauria; Squamata; Natricidae. The transcript is spliced from 4 exons.
GAAGACUUGAAGAGCCAUGACGUCAACUGUACAGUCUCUGCGUUUCCCACUGCUUCCACAUGAACCAGACCAAGACCGGACACAUAAUUGUGAUCAGGAGAUUGAGAGGCACUAUCAAGUAGUGCCCUCCGUUGUAUGUGCCAUGUGCUGCCUCUUUGGUAUCAUCUAUUGCUUCUUUGGAUACCGAUGCUUCAAAGCAGUGAUGUUCCUGACUGGGCUGAUGUUUGGUUCAGUAAUCAUCUUCAUGUUGUGCUACAAAGAGCGGGUGCUGGACACUCAGCUAAGCGUGGAGGCCUCUGUGGGCAUUGGCCUGGGCAUUGGCGUGCUCUGUGGGCUAGUCACCAUGCUGGUACGCAGCGUCGGGCUGUUCAUGGUUGGGCUGCUGCUGGGGCUACUACUGGCUGUGGCUACACUGGUAGUGAUGGAGCAGUUCUAUCACCCGCCUACUGUCUGGAUUCCCAUUGGUUUAUUGCUGGGCGUGGGCAUGCUGUGUGCUGUCCUGACCCUACAAUGGCAGCGCCUCUUCACCACAUUGUCGACUGCUGUCUUCGGUAGUGCUGUCAUGACUGCCACCGCUGACUACUUUGUUGAGCUCUUUUUGCUGCUGCAGUAUGUUUAUGAGCGUGUCAAGGUGGCACCUGCACGGCCCAUCUGCUGGUACAGCUGGGUCAUCCUGGGUACUUGGCCUGUCCUGGCAUUUUUGGGUGUCUUGGUGCAAUGGAAAGUCACAGCUGAAGGAUACUCACAUACUGAAGUGAUUAUCAGUCGACAGCAGCGUCGUGUGCAAUUGAUGCGGAUCAAGCAGCGGGAAGAGCGGAAAGAAAAGAAGAAAAAGCGGCCACAUCCUCACCCCCACCUGCAACAUAAGGCCCACCCGCCCGAGCCGGCCUACCGCCGCAAGCCUAAUCCUGUGCGCCGAUUUGAUGGGGAUGUGCUCUCCCCUAGCUACAUACAGAGCUUCCGAGAACGGCAGACAGGUUCCUCUCUCAACAGCCUCCUGGCCAACGCUCAUGCUACUAUUGACAUAGACUAUGACUGUGGCUCCACUGUGCCCCUGACCACCGGCUCGGGUCCUGCCAUGAGAGUAUAGACCAGCACUUCCCCCAGAAUACAAGUGCUGUCUCCUGUGGUCACCUGGGCCAAGCCAUGUGGCUAG